Molecule: messenger RNA, 1803 nt
Organism: Camelina sativa (false flax)
Lineage: Eukaryota; Viridiplantae; Streptophyta; Magnoliopsida; Brassicales; Brassicaceae
Product: jacalin-related lectin 12-like
Molecular function (GO): carbohydrate binding
Source: RefSeq, a predicted model, not a curated record
UUUCACUACUCCAUCAUCAGAGAUCAGCUCCCUCUCCCUCUCCUUAUGCAUAUUUGUUUCUUUUUUAAGUCAAUGUUUAAGCCUUAAGUUCUUAGAUAGAUUUUUAUAAACAUAAUGAUAAUUGUUUUAAACAAUCUAGACAAUGUUUCACUCCAGUUAAUUAUAUACAUUAUCUUAUAUAUAUAUUUAUUCAUCUUACCAUUUUAAGAGGGACGUACGUCAUUUACAAGCUAGAUCUUCUUUAUAUGUAUUUCUGCAAAUGGUCUUCUUCCUUCACUCUAGAUCUGUAUGUUCCCUGUCUUGAAAUGGUUUUAUUUUCCUUUUUAAUUUCCCAAAAUGAAAAACAAGUGGGUAUUGAUGCAAAUUUUCAGGUAAGCAACGCAGUACAACACCAUGUCUGGAGAUUCAAAUGCGUUUGGAAUGACCCAAAGGGAAGGGACUAAGUGGGAUGAUGGAUGCGACCACGAUGAUGUGACAAAGAUAUAUGUGGUAGGUGGUAAAUACUACAUACAGUUCAUCAAGAUUGACUAUGUAAAGUCUGGGCAACCGAAAAAUGGAUCAUUCCAUGGAGACUCGAAUGGAGGUUACAUGCUGAUGUUUGAGAUUAACAAUCUUAAAAAUGAAUAUCUUGAAUCCGUUGAGGGUUACUGCAACCCCGGUCGGUGCAUUAAUGCAAUUCAAUUCAAAACCAACUUCAGGGUCUCUGAUAUGAUGGGAUAUACUACCGGAGAUAAAUUUAAACUGGCAAGCCAUCGAAAGAAAAUUAUUGGGUUUCAGGGAUCUGCUGACAAUGCACUUAAGGAUCUUGAUGCAUAUUUCACUUCGAUAACUCCUACAAGAAUGGAAGCGCAAGGGGGCAAGGGAGGGAAAGAGUGGGAUGAUGGAGCUGACAAUGACAGUGUAACAAAGAUUCAAGUACGUAUUAAUACUAAAGGCAUACAAUACAUCAAAUUAAAUUAUGUCGACAAGGAUGGACAUCCGGGAAAAGAGCAAAUCCAUGGUUCUGAGACGGGUCCAGGUAACAAGCUAGAACCGUUUGAGAUAAACCAUAUCGACAAGGAAUAUCUGCUAUCUAUUGACGGUUACUACGACGAAGUUUCUGGUGUGAUUAAAGCACUUCAAUUCAAAACCAACAUAAAGACUUCAGAAGUAAUGGGAGACGUUGAAAAGGGUACAAAGUUCACACUUGAAUGCACCGGCCAUGAGAUCAUUGGGUUUCAUGGAUUUGCUCAGGAUAACCUAAACUCUCUUGGAGCUUAUAUCACAAAUCUUCCUCUAACUAAAUUAGAAUACAAAGGUUGUGGGGGUAACAUAUGGGAUGAUGGUACUUUCCAGGGUGUGAAAAAGGUGUGCGUUUAUUUUAAUGAUUUGAUUAGGUGUAUCGAGUUCGAAUACAUUAAUGGCGGAAAAGAGGAAACCCGUGUGCACGGGAUGAAGAUUUUCAUGGACGAUGUUUCAAAAAAAGAGUUUGUAUUGGAUUAUCCAAAUGAGUAUCUCACGGCUGUGGAGGGGACUUAUAUAAAUCCCUAUGGCUACACGAAGAUAACGUCAUUGACUUUUAAAACAUCAAGAAAUAGAACCUCUUUAAGAAUGGGAAAUGCCUCUAACAGCAGUUUCUUGCUCGAGAGCAAAGGUUGUGCUCUUGUUGGGUUCCAUGGACUGUCUACGACAGAUCAUCUUUAUGCUCUCGGAGCAUAUUCUUUUCCGAUGACUCCUCUUCCUGGAGUGAAGAAACUAGAUACACAAGCUGGUGAUGGAGGAGUUCCUCAAGAUGAUUGUGGUUCCCAUGGUGUUUGAUCUUCU